UGUGAAAGACAUUAGAAUAUACUUUAGAAUAUACUUUAGAAUAUUCUUCUAUCCUUAGAAUAUACUUUAGAAUAUUUUAGGAAUAUACUCUAGGAUAUUAUUAUUGUAUAGAAUCUUAUAGGAAUAUUCUAUCUUUGUAAUGUAUAUUUAUAGGGACUUAACCCUCCAAUGAAAUACACAGAAAAUCAUUCUCUCCAUCUUAAAUAUUAUUCUAGUUUAUAUUUCAACAUGGUAUCAGAGCCUUCCAUUUUAGUUUAGUUUUUCAGAUUUCAGUUUAAUUUUCAGACUGGUUUCUUUCUUCAAGAAUCUGAGUUCAGUCUUCAAAUUAUUCAGAACCUUCUUCAGGGAUUUCAGUUGUUUUCAGAUUCUUCAGAACCUCUAGGCAUCGUUCUAUCUUCAAGACAGAUCCUCUACAGAACCUCUAUUCAGAACCUUUGAGAACCUCUCAGUACAGUCCAAACUCUGGUGCGCAUGCCAUCGACACUCAGGUGUUCAAAUUCUGCAGUUCCAAAUUAAAGCCCUUAAUACUCACGCACCUCUGAAGAUAGUCGCAGAUGCCGCACGCGCCGGCUCGUAACACCACUUUUCUGGCCGGAGAUUUGAUCGGUUUCAACAGGCUCGCCUGAGAGUCCUCUACCCCAGAUCUGCGCAUCUGCCUUGGAUUUAAGUUUGGAGUCAACAUUAGCCAAAGCUCACUGCGUAUUUUAUUCUCCCCAAGCCCAUAAACGGGAAAGUUGCCGUAAGCUCAGCUCUUUUUACUUGUUUAAUGAAUAUCUCAAUUUUAUUUUAACCAAAAAAAAAAAAAAAAAAAAAAAGAAAAAAAAAGAAAGAAAAAAUGUUUCGUACAGGUCAAUUUGACAGAGUAAUAUGCAAUUACUGCAAGAAGUCUGGACACUUGCUCAAAGAUUGUAGAAAGUUGGCAUUCAAAAAUCAAGGAAAUUUGAUCGCUCAUGUUACCUCAUCUGAUGGAUCAGUUGCUAUUUCUUCAGACGAGUAUGCUAAAUUUAUUUGCUACCAAGAAUCUCUAAAGCAUUCAUCUACCCCUAUCUCGAUAGUCGCAAAUUCAGGUAUUUCAAACACAUGUCUUGUUUCAUCAUCCUCAAAAUGGGUCAUUGACUCAGGUGCCACAGAUCAUAUGACUGGUAAUCCUAGUCUAUUCUCAUCAUUUCACUCACAUUUACCUGCUUCCAGUGUCACUUUAGCAGACGGGUCCACCUCACCCGUUCUUGGAUCUGGUACUGUUGUACCAACUUCUACAUUACCAUUAUCGUCUGUUUUGAGUCUUCCUAAUUUUGCAUUUAAUCUGCUUUCCAUCAGUAAAAUCACACGUACUCUUAAUUGUUCUGUAACAUUUUUUCCGGGAUAUUGUGUGUUUCAGGAUCUGUUAACGAAGCAUACUAUUGGUCAAGGACAUGAGUCGGGUGGUCUUUAUAUUUUGGAUACAUCAAUUACAAAAGGUAUCUCUUGCCUCGGGGUUGGAAAUCUAUUAGAAGCUCAUUACCGAUUAGGACAUCCAUCUCUCUCACUAAUGAAGCAAUUAUAUCCUCAGUUUAAUAAGGUGUCUUCUAUACAAUGUGAGUCGUGUGAGUUUGCUAAACAUCAUCGCACUAGUUUAAGUCCCCGACUUAAUAAACGAGCAAAUGCUCCGUUUGAUCUUGUCCAUACUGAUGUUUGGGGGGCAUGUCCAGUUGUGUCCAAACCUGGUUUCAAAUAUUUUGUCACUUUUGUUGACGAUUAUUCUCGUAUGACAUGGGUGUAUUUUAUGAAGCGCCGAUCCGAGUUAUUUACUCAUUUCUCUGCAUUUUGUGCUGAAAUUAAAACUCAAUUUAAUGUUCCUGUUCGUGUGUUAAGGGGAGACAAUGCCCAAG
This is a messenger RNA of Cuscuta epithymum, 1868 nucleotides long. The record is from the annotation of a GenBank genome assembly. Lineage: Eukaryota; Viridiplantae; Streptophyta; Magnoliopsida; Solanales; Convolvulaceae.